This is a messenger RNA of Diaporthe citri, 945 nucleotides long. RefSeq lists its product as uncharacterized. The transcript has 2 exons. NCBI's taxonomy places the organism in Eukaryota, Fungi, Ascomycota, Sordariomycetes, Diaporthales, Diaporthaceae. The record is from RefSeq and is a predicted model, not a curated record. Bases 1 to 945 code for a protein of 314 amino acids.
AUGACAAGCCCACCAGACUCGUACGAAGCGGUUUCUCUCCCAGCGGUGCGCCUCUCGCACCACCCGCCCUCCUCUAAGUCGGUCACGCCCGUCGUUAUGGUCAUUCUCAACCGCCCAGAACACAAGAAUGCCUUCAACACCAAUAUGAUCGACUCGCUGGAGAAGGCCUUCGGCAUGCUCAGCUCAGACCCACGGGUGAAGUGCAUCGUCCUCACCGGCUCCGACCCGCAGAACAAGAUAUUCUGCGCCGGCAUGGACCUUUCUGGCUCUCCCUCCGCCGGAGCUGCGAACGAUGGUCCUCCGGAUGCCCCGGGGCCAGUGACCCGGGACACACACCGCGACGGCGGCGGCCGCGUGAGCCUCGCCAUCUACCGCUGCCGCAAGCCCGUGAUAGCAGCGCUCAACGGGUCCGCCGUGGGCGUCGGGCUGACGAUGACGCUGCCCUGCGCGAUCCGCGUGGCCCCCUCAAAGGCGCGCGUGGGCCUCGUGUUCGCGCGGCGCGGGCUCGUCAUGGAGGCGUGCAGCUCCUUCUUCCUGCCGCGGCUCGUGGGGACGUCGCGCGCGCUGCACCUCGUCACCACGGGCGCCACGUACGCCGCGGGCGACAGGCUGCUGGACGGGCUGUUCACGGAGCUCGUGGGUGACGGGAAAGAAGUGCUCCCGCGGGCGCUGGGGAUCGCUGAGGGGGUGGCGAGGGAGUGCUCUGUUGUUAGUGUUGUUACGAUGUGGGAUAUGAUCUACCGUGGCGCUUCGAGCCCGGAGGAGGCGCACUUGCUUGAGAGUAAGGUGCUGUAUGACCUGUUCCGUGGGGAGGACCUGGUUGAGGGUGUGAGUAGUUUUCUGGAGAAGAGGGAGCCGCGGUUCAAGGGGACCAUGGAAAAGAAUGCGCCGAGUGUGUAUCCUUGGUGGGAAGACAAGUUGAAGGGGCCGCAGUCGAAACUGUGA